This is a messenger RNA of Helianthus annuus (common sunflower), 1383 nucleotides long. Its product is annotated as squamosa promoter-binding-like protein 8. NCBI's taxonomy places the organism in Eukaryota, Viridiplantae, Streptophyta, Magnoliopsida, Asterales, Asteraceae. Gene Ontology annotation, cellular component: nucleus. The record is from RefSeq and is a predicted model, not a curated record. Gene Ontology annotation, molecular function: DNA binding. Bases 143 to 1240 code for a protein of 365 amino acids. The transcript is spliced from 2 exons.
UCUUUUUCAAACACAAACUGGGCAUCUUACCAGCUUUUCCUUUUUGCAGCACUUACUCCCCCAGCCACCCAUCACCAUCUCUCUCCAAUCUUCAUUCUUUCUUUUUAUAUACACCCACUCUAAACCCUACUCUUCAUUCCACAUGGAAACUGGGUGGAGGACUUCCACCUGUGACGGCGGCGACGGCGGUGCUGAUGCUGCUGCUGCUGGUGAUGGUGGUGCUGGUGACAGUGGGGGACACAACAGUAGUUACACACAUACUGCCUGGAAUACUUGGGACAUUAGUACUACUACUCCUACUCCUGGUACAAGUUUUUAUAAUUGGACCAAUCCCGCCUCCGUUAAAGCAACGGAGGCGAGUGUGGUCCACGCGCUUCUUUUUGGUGUCACUGGUAAUAACAACAGUGACACCAGUGGAAGUGGAAUGCACUCAAAUUGCAUGACGGACCCGCAUAUGAUGUGUUUGAAGCUCGGGAAACGGCACUACUGCGAGGACAUGGCGGCCGAAUCCAGUAGAAGAGACAAACAACAGUAUCCGUUUCAGUAUCCGAAUCCGUAUUACCAGGCUGCUGACACUAGUACCACAGUGUCGACACCUGGGGUAAGGGUAACGUCUUCACCGGUGCCCAGAUGCCAGGUGGAGGGGUGCCACGUGGCACUUGGUAAUGCCAAAGAGUACUACAGGAAACAUAAGGUGUGUGAAAUUCAUUCGAAGGCUCCCAAGGUUGUGGUGUCGGGACUUCAACAGCGGUUCUGUCAACAGUGUAGCAGGUUUCAUGGGGUGACAGAGUUUGAUGAAGCCAAAAGGAGUUGUAGAAGACGAUUAAAAGGACAUAAUCAACGAAGAAGAAAGGGAACGCAUUCCAUGGUGGAGCGACGGCUUGGACGGUCACCGUCGAACCCAGGAUGUGCUCUCUCUCUUCUGUCAUCUCCAGAAACCCAAUCCUGGAAUUCCUCUAGUGACUUGUCGUCAAGAUGCAGCGCCGCGCUUUAUGAACUAAUCGCGGCAAACAGAGCGACUUCUUCAGUUUUCUUGAAUCAAAAUUUCUACCAUCAACCGGUUGCGUUGGCUGACACCCAAAUGUGGGAUCGAUAUAGUAAUACGACGAUAGGUGAGGUAAAGCAAACUCCGGCUUUGGAAUUUGGGCUUUUGUCGAUGAAGGAGAGGUCUAAGGAUCCAGAGCCAGAGGAGUGGACCGAUUAUUGUUGGUCCUCGUUUGGGGGCGCCAAUGUCAUGUAGAAGAAUGUUGGAUGUUUUAGUUUUGUACCACAAAACAUAUGUUUUUUUCUUUCUUUCAAUCUCUCUUUUUCCAAAUCUAACUCCAAAAGUAAGUACUUGCUCUUAAUAAAAACGUUUGUUUAUGGUACAGUAUGUACCAUCAA